AUGUUUGCACCCCAAUUUCGCCCUUUGAUUUUAAAAAAAUGUGAAAAAAAUAUUUUUCGAUUUUUCCAAAAUUUACAAUCAAUUAAUUUCUCAACAGCCUCUUCUUCUAAAAAAUUUAAUUUUGAAUCUGAAAAUGUUUUGGAACGUUUUAUAAUUGAUAGAAUACGUUCUACUGGUCCAAUAUGUGUUUCAGAAUAUAUGAAAUUAUGUGCUAAAAUAUUUGGUGAUGGAGAAGGGGAUUUUAUUACCUCGCCAGAAUUAACACAAGUUUUUGGUGAAUUGAUCGGUGCCUGGUUAUUAAAUGAAUUACAUAUGACAGGAUGGGAAGGGCCUUGGAAUUUAGUUGAAUUAGGUCCAGGUUCUGGAGCUUUAAUGGUUGAUGUCUUAAAUGUUUUGAAUAAAUUAAAAUCUGAUAAUAAAUUAAAUGUCUAUUUAAUCGAAAAAUCAGCACAAUUAAUUAAACAACAAAAACAAAUAUUUGAACAACAAUUAUUGAAUAAACAAAUUUCUAUUAAUUGGUUUGAUUCUAUUGAAGAUAUUCCUGAAGGGUUUACAAUAUUUAUUUCAAAUGAAUUUUUCGAUGCUUUACCCAUCCACCAAUUUGUACGAAAUAAAGAAAAACCAAAUGUUUGGCAAGAAGUUUAUAUUCAAUUAACUACUAGUAAUGGAAGUGUUGAGAUAGAUGAAGAAGAUGGACAAAUAUUAACUAAAAAACAUCUGUGUUUUGGAUUAUCUCCAGGUGAAAAUAUCCAUACCCGUGCAUAUAUCCCCCAAAAUAUCAGAAAUGAUUUGUCCAGAACUAAAUGGGAAUAUAGUCCAUUGGCAACUAAAAUUACACUUGAAAUGAUUAAAAAACACAAUGGAGAUAGAAAAACUCAUUCACUUCGUGCUUAUUCAAAUCAUUCAAUUGUUGAUCCAUUAGAUUGUCCAGGAAGAGUUGAUUUAACAGCAGAUGUUGAUUUUGGGGAAAUUAAAAGGGUUAUUGAAGGAAAAUGUUUAAUUUUUGGACCUGUCGAACAAAGGCAAUUUCUAACCCAACUUGGACUUAUACAUCGAUUGGAUUAUUUACUUAGAAAAUCAACAACAACAGAACAACGUGAAGCUUUGCUUAAUUCUUGUAAUAUUCUUGUAUCAGAUGCUGAAAUGGGGGCACGAUUUAAAGUAAAUUAA
This is a messenger RNA of Meloidogyne enterolobii, 1170 nucleotides long. The record is from the annotation of a GenBank genome assembly. Lineage: Eukaryota; Metazoa; Nematoda; Chromadorea; Rhabditida; Meloidogynidae.